Molecule: messenger RNA, 1147 nt
Organism: Emericellopsis atlantica
Lineage: Eukaryota; Fungi; Ascomycota; Sordariomycetes; Hypocreales; Bionectriaceae
Exons: 2
Coding region: 261-1085 (274 amino acids)
Source: RefSeq, a predicted model, not a curated record
GAGGGAAGAGAAGAGAGAAUUGGAACCAAGGCAAAGGGGAAAACUUUAUCAUGACAGCAUCGAGCAAGAAAAUCGACAGGGAUACGCGAACGGAGCCACCUGUGGCUGGAGCCUGGCUGCACCAAUCAAGGGCCCCGAAUUACGCAGUUGCGGGAGGCUUGGUCCGGUCCGGGAGAAGUCGGAUUCCGCUCUCAGAGAAACGGGGAAAGUUCGGACAUUCACACGGGAUUAUGUAAUAACCACGCAAGAAGCAUCUCGUGAUGGGCCAGAUUUUCAAUCAUCAUCGCCAACAAACACGCGCAAACGGCUCAUCACCAUUCGCCACCGACGCGAAGAUGGCGUCCCGGGCGGUCAUCCCGCGGUUUCUGCUGCCACUGCAGGGCCCGCUAUGGCGUGGCCUGCGUAUCCCACUCUCACAGAGUCUCAUCAUCCGAUUCGCGACGACAGACGCCAAGGGCAAGGACAAGGACAAGCAGAUUGUGCUGGAGAAGCCUCUCAAGUUCAACCCGCCCUCCCACGGAUCGAGGCUGAAGAGGAACACGUUGCCCAAGUACUAUGGCGCUCAAUUGACGGAUGCUGAGCUGGCCGCGCAGAGGGUCAAGAGCUACCCGGGGAUGAUGGCACCUGAAGGUACCUGGGCGCAUUGGUUCUGGCACAGCAAGACGCUCCAUCUGUGCAUCACCAUGGGCACCCUCCUAUCCAUGUGCGUCUUCACAUUCUUCAUGGACUACGCCAUGAACUCGCCGUUCAAGGACCUUCUCCCGCCCAUCUCCGACCUCUGGAAGCAUCCCAUCAACUUCUUCUACGGAUGGUGGGACGUCAUUGUCAUGCACGAGCGCGACAAGUCGAUCAAAGCCCGCGAGUCGCGCGAUCAGCACCAGGCCGAUGUCCACAAACGACGCUACUUUAUGAAGAUGCAUGGCAUCGAGCCAAAGAACCCCAUCACCAUGGUCUUUGGCAAGGAUGAGAAGGAGAUGAGCGAGGAGGAGCUGGAGGCCAAGGCACUCGGCAAGGAGAUGCCCGAGACGCCCAAGACGGAGGGGGAUACGCCGGCUGGGCGCAAGAAGCUGUUUGGCCUCUUUUAGAUGUGUCUGGUAUUGUACAUCCACCUGUGCUAUCAUAGUUAUUGUACCAUGUUCGUCGUCGU